Messenger RNA from Dendronephthya gigantea, 1951 nucleotides. Its product is annotated as putative RNA-binding protein Luc7-like 2. Bases 654 to 1664 code for a protein of 336 amino acids. The record is from RefSeq and is a predicted model, not a curated record. NCBI's taxonomy places the organism in Eukaryota, Metazoa, Cnidaria, Anthozoa, Malacalcyonacea, Nephtheidae. Gene Ontology annotation, molecular function: mRNA binding. Gene Ontology annotation, cellular component: U1 snRNP; U2-type prespliceosome. Gene Ontology annotation, biological process: mRNA splice site recognition. The transcript is spliced from 11 exons.
CUAAAAAUUUGAGCGAUUUCUUUACAAAAUGUCCGCCCAAGAGCAGAUGAAAAAGAUUUUGGAUGAACUCAUGGGAACCAGUCGUGAUGAAUGGCAGAAUAAUCAACCACAUUGUUAAACUUGACCAUUUGUUGUAUUUACCAUUGAAGUGACAGGACGCGUAAGUAGGUUUUACGUAAGUAACAAAUGUUGCAACCAUGUUUCAUAAUGUUAAUAUUCCGUGUUUUUGAACCUUGGAUAAUAAUGGAGCUACUAUGUAGAAUACUGCCUAAGGGGCCUAAAUUACUCAAGAUGGUCUAGUACUUGUACCGAACACAAAUGGGUGAGUUUUUUCCAAUUGAAAAUAUGUCAUAUAAAAUAUGGUGUGGAAAUCUGAGGGUCUGAAACAUUCGCUCUGAAUCUAGUCUGAAGAUUGAUUAUCCAACCAUAAAUUUGUUCAGAAAAGUUUUGUAAAAAAGGCUACAGUAUGUAGAAUUAUACAAUAUAUUGUCGCUUUCAGUUUUUUUAUAUAAGCAUUUUAUAACACCAUAAAAAGUAUGCUCAAAAUUUGUGGUAGUGAGUUUCUUUUUCUAAAAAGGGUCUUUAACUAAGCUAUGGUUUAACUUCUUUUCUUUUUUAACAAACAUUUCAUCAAAGAACUUUGUUUUAAGCUAAUGCGAAGAUCUGUUUCUAAAGGUGAACCCCCGGCUGAUGAUAUAAAGUUCACAGAUGAAAAAGUUUGUAAGAGCUUUAUCAUGGGACUCUGUCCUCACGCCCUCUUCAAUAACACAAAAAUGGAUAUUGGUGACUGCAGGAAGGUUCAUUCAGCUGCCUUGAAAGCCGACUACGAGGCUGCAUCCAAGUCGCGCAGUUAUGGAUACGAACUGGAUCAAAUGGAACAUCUUCAAGCAUUUAUCAAGGAAUGUGAUCGAAAGAUUGUCCUGGCGAAAAAGCGACUGGCAGAAACACAAGAUGACUUUGGCAACACUCCUGAGGCACAAGCUGUUCAUGAAUUGGGAGAAAAGAUUGGUAAAAAGCUUGCCGAAGCUGAAGCUCUAGGUGCUGAAGGCAAAGUAGACGAGUCCUUGCAAGCUAUGGCAGAAGUUGAGGAAUUAAAAAAUCAGAAAAGAACUGCCGAGGAGGUCUAUCGCGAUACGUUGCCAUCGUCGUCCUUACAACAGCAGAAGUUGAGAGUUUGCGAAGUCUGUGCCGCAUAUCUCAGUCUUUAUGAUAAUGAUCGAAGACUGGCGGAUCAUUUUGGCGGGAAACUUCAUAUGGGUUUUAUCAAAAUUCGGGACCGACUCAAAGAGCUCGAAGACGAGGUGGAGAAGAAACGUGAAGCACGCGAAAUGGAGCGUGCAAAACGCCAAGCUGAACGCGAGAAAGAUUUGGAAGAUAGACGAAGAAAGGAUAGAAAUGGCGACAGGGAUCGCAGGAGAGAUCGUAGUCGGGAUAGGGAUAGAGACCGAGGGAGAGACAGGGAUCGCGAUCGUCGAGGAAGAGAUGAUCGCAGAGACAGUAAUAACGACAGAUCAAGAAGGGAUCGUCGUAGCCGCAGUCGUGAACGACGUCGUAGUCGGAGCCGAGAACGAAGACGAAGUCGUAGUCGUGAACGUCGUCGGGAUAGGUCGCGUUCCCGCUCCAAAUCAAAUCCUGCCGCCAGGAGGGAGAGAUCGCCCGAGUAGAAAUGAAGUGCAAUAAAGCCAAAAAGACUUGGACUAGCGGGUUAAUAGGAUGAUUUCCAGCGAUAGUUUGUCGUCUACAAGACUUAUGAAUUUGUUUUGUACUGGGCUCAAGAAGUCGCUUUUAGCAAGCUACAGCCAGUUUAAAACAGUUGUCCACAUCAUUACCUAUACACUUUGCUUGAUAUAAUAUUGUUUCCGAUUAAAUCUUUAAUAAACACGCAUACAGUUUGUAAAAUAGUGUUCAAUGUAAGAAUUGUGUCGUCAAAUACAUUCCUUUUUUCUUGAGA